Messenger RNA from Rhinocladiella mackenziei CBS 650.93, 2172 nucleotides. RefSeq lists its product as uncharacterized. Gene Ontology annotation, biological process: ubiquitin-dependent protein catabolic process. Gene Ontology annotation, cellular component: anaphase-promoting complex. The transcript has a single exon. Gene Ontology annotation, molecular function: ubiquitin protein ligase binding. The record is from RefSeq and is a predicted model, not a curated record. Bases 1 to 2172 code for a protein of 723 amino acids. NCBI's taxonomy places the organism in Eukaryota, Fungi, Ascomycota, Eurotiomycetes, Chaetothyriales, Herpotrichiellaceae.
AUGUCCCAAAAGCAGAAUCUAGCUUCGGACUCCUCGCCCGGCGGCGGAGUCUUUGCCUCAGUCUUCUCACCCUCCGGCAUCAAACCACCCCAACAUCGUCAACGCUUCACUCCCGCCGCCACCUUGACUAUCCCGGACAUCAGAACAGCAUUGCACGCACAUCUCAAAUUGCUGCUCGGCAUCGAAGACAAAGACUUCGUCUAUGGGAUAAAUCGAUGGGUCUCAGAUGCUGGAGGACCAUUUCAUAGUCACUUUGAAUCUAGUCCGCCAGCCGACCAAAUCCGACGACCAACACCAGCUGAUCAUAAAUUUCAGAAUUCAAAAGAAGCCAAAUCCUCCGUCUGGAGCGAUCUCGUUAGAUGGCGCUCAGUCAUCGGGACUGAAACAGUCAAGAAAUUACUUGCGGCCGUUCUCAAUGACUUGAUGACAGAGUUCAUCACCUGGUCUUAUGCUGGGGUCUACCUUGAACAUCUUCAUAUUCACCUUGAAUUCUGGAUGGAACAUUUGUUCGCCAGGGUCGCUCAUAAGGCUGUCUGCACCCUGGAUGACCACCCUAGAGGCACACCAUUUCCAGAGACUGAAUUGAAAAAGUGGAAAGACAUGGCAACGGCCCGUCUAGGCGCUCUUCGAGUCGACGAGCUCUUUGAGAUCAUCGUGGACUGGGAUAAUACGGCACCGGCCAUAGAGGAUUUGAGACGUUUCACUACCAACCCAGCCACGAGAGGAUACUUGACUCACAACUUUGCAGAUGUACUCCAGACACGUCUCCUGCAUCCGGGUGCGUCAACCAUUGAGAUUAUUCAGCUGUACAUCUCGAUUAUCCGGUCCUUUCGGAUUCUCGAUCCAAAAGGCGUGCUGCUGGAUCGAGUGACCAGGAAAAUUCGCCGGUACCUACGAGAGCGAGAUGAUACUGUCAGGGUGAUCGUGACCGGACUCCUCAGUGACACCGUGAGCGAAAAUGGGGAACUAUCCGGCCCGGACCCAGAAACGCUUACAGAGUUGGCUACAGAGUUAGGCCGACACAACACAGGGAAUGGUGCUGCAGACGACAGCGAGUUCGAGUGGGACAACAUGGACUGGGUCCCAGACCCCGUGGACGCAGCACCGGACUACGUGAAAUCCACAAAUACAGACGUCAUCGGCAGUCUGAUUACAUUAUUUGAAACCAAAGACGUUUUCGUCAAAGAGCUCCAGUCUUCACUGGCCGACCGCUUGCUCAAGAACAAACCCGACUUCAACCAUGAGAUUGGCGUAUUGGAACAUUUGAAGAUUCGCUUCGGCGACUCCACGCUGCAGGGAUGCGAGGUCAUGCUUCGAGAUGUGCUUGACUCGAGAAAAGUCGACAACGUCAUCCACAGAGACCAAGACAGGCAAGACGCCCAAGGCAGACCCCUCCGCGGUGACGACGUCCAGCUGCGCGCCAAGAUCCUGUCGCGGCUCUUCUGGCCGUCGAUGCCCGAGCAGUCAUUCAAAGUACCGCAAACUGUGCUGGAACAGCAGCAGAACUAUGAGAGAGGGUUCGAGGCCCUCAAACAAUCGCGCAAGUUAACCUGGCUUAACGCCGUGGGCCAAGUCGAAGUGGAGCUCGAGCUAGAAGAUCGCUUUUACCACGAUGAAGUCCUGCCGUGGCAGGCUGCUGUAAUAUAUGCUUUCCAAGACGAGGGAGCUACGGCAGGGCCACCUAUCCAAAAAUCCGUCAAGGAACUCGCUUCCGAUCUGUCCAUGUCCCCUACCCUCGUGCGGUCGGCUUGUAUAUUCUGGAUGUCGAAGCGGAUACUGAUCGAAACGAGCAAAGACACUUUUUGCGUGCUGGAGAAAUUGCCCGACGGCAAUGGCGACACAGUUAUGAACGAGGACUCUUCAGCAUCAGCAAGGCCUGCUGUCGCCGCCACGGCCGCCAGUGCCGCUGCGGAAGCUGCGGCGGCUCAGGCCACGAAGGAGGCCGAAGAAGCAGAGCGCAAACAGAAAAUGGCCACGUAUCAUCAGUUCAUCAUCAGUAUGUUGACGAAUCAGGGGGCGGUACCGUUGCCGAGGAUCGCGAUGAUGUUGGGAAUUGUGGUCCCUGGAGGGUUUCCAUUUAGUAAUGAGGAAUUGAAGGAGUUUUUGGCGGGCAUGAUCAAGGAAGGCAUUCUGGACGUCGGACAUGGUGGCAACUAUAAGAUUGCCUCCUGA